Candidula unifasciata is the source of this 525-nucleotide messenger RNA. The record is from the annotation of a GenBank genome assembly. Lineage: Eukaryota; Metazoa; Mollusca; Gastropoda; Stylommatophora; Geomitridae.
AUGUUUCACCAUCAAGUUAUCAUUCUAGCUGUUACUUGUAUGUUCAUAUCUGUUGCCUUUACACUGGAAGUCACUCCUUUUAUGCAGUCUGCCAGGCCAGGUGAAGAUGUGGAGUUUAACUGUGGAGACUCAGAAAACGAGACCAAAUCCUUUUAUGUGAGGUGGUCGGUUGAUGACGGCAGCCAGCAGAACGUCAGCGUUCCCAUCCCUGAGUUUGGCCGAAUCCAAGCGGUUAAUGGAACCCUCACCAUCUCCAACAUCAGUCACCAAGAUGCUAGGACGUACUUGUGUGAUGAUGAUGCCGGCUCAGACACAGAGACAGGAGUUCUCAUAGUGUACGAAAUGCCAGAGUACUUGGAAGAGGGUCUUAUCAUUGGUGGUAUAUGUCUUGCCCUUCUUCUUAUAUUACUAGUGAGUGUAUAUUUGUCUAUGGUCAAGCAAAAUAAGGAGAGGAGAUGGCGGCUGCAGCAAGCAGAAAAACAGCACAAAAAACAGGAAAAUUACAAACUAAACAUUAAUGACUAG